Messenger RNA from Arabis nemorensis, 999 nucleotides. The record is from the annotation of a GenBank genome assembly. Lineage: Eukaryota; Viridiplantae; Streptophyta; Magnoliopsida; Brassicales; Brassicaceae.
AUGGCAACCUCUCUUCAAGCCGCCGCAACUUUUCUCCAGCCGGCGAAGAUCGCCGCUUCUCCUCCUUCUCGGAACGUCCAUCUCCGAUCAAACCAAACCGUGGGGAAGUCCUUUGGUCUUGACUCUUCACCUGCUAGGCUCACUUGUUCUCUCCACUCUGACUUCAAAGACUUCGCCGGCAAAUGCUCCGAUGCCGCUAAAAUCGCCGGUUUCGCUUUCGCCACCUCUGCUCUAGUCGUAUCGGGGGCAAGUGCGGAGGGAGCACCAAAGAGGCUAACGUACGACGAGAUUCAGAGCAAGACUUACAUGGAGGUUAAGGGGACCGGAACAGCAAACCAGUGUCCGACUAUCGACGGUGGCUCUGAGACAUUCUCGUUCAAGCCUGGUAAGUACACCGGCAAGAAAUUCUGCUUCGAGCCUACUUCCUUUACCGUCAAGGCAGAUAGCGUCAGCAAGAAUGCGCCGCCGGAUUUCCAAAACACUAAGCUCAUGACCCGUCUCACUUACACUCUCGACGAGAUCGAAGGACCCUUCGAGGUUGGUUCAGAUGGAAGCGUGAAGUUCAAGGAAGAAGACGGUAUCGAUUACGCCGCGGUCACAGUCCAGCUUCCGGGAGGAGAACGAGUACCGUUCCUCUUCACGGUGAAACAGCUCGAGGCUUCAGGCAAACCCGACAACUUCACUGGCAAAUACCUAGUUCCUUCCUACCGCGGCUCGUCUUUCUUGGACCCUAAGGGUCGUGGUGGUUCCACUGGGUACGACAAUGCCGUGGCUUUGCCUGCCGGAGGAAGAGGAGACGAGGAAGAGCUAGCCAAGGAAAACGUGAAGAACACGGCGGCUUCGGUCGGAGAGAUCACGUUGAAGAUCACAAAGAGCAAACCGGAGACCGGAGAAGUGAUCGGAGUGUUCGAGAGUCUUCAGCCUUCGGAUACUGACUUGGGUGCUAAGGUACCAAAAGAUGUGAAGAUCCAAGGGGUUUGGUAUGGUCAGCUUGAGUGA